AAUAUACAAGCUGCUCGUAAUACACUAUACGUAAUCGUCGUCGAAUAAAAGAUAACUCAGUAUCUGUAUCCGAACAUUGGGGGCGAGAUCGUGCAUAUUGUGAUGCUGUGUUUUGUUUGAAAAAAUCUCGAAUUUUAAUUCAAAUCUCGCCGAGUUGUGGGCUAUUUGUCGAGAAAAUUGGUGAAAUUCGAGAUAAAGUAGUAAAGAAGAUAAUACUCGCGAGGAUUUUGCAGCUUUAUUGGCUAAAAAGCUGGAAAAGUGUAUUGAUCAGUGAUCGAAAGUGACGAUGAUUUGAAUUACCGUAUACUUAGAUAUUUUAUUGUUAUUCAUGGUUUUUGUCGCGCGAUUUAAUCCGCUCAAAUUGUGACGCGAUAACAGGCCUAAGGAUCGAAUCACCUUGCUAAUGAUGCUUAGAGAAUCUCCUUUCAAGCAUUACAACAUUCAUUCUUUGAUUAAAGGAAUGAAGGGCUGGAAAAAUAAAAGCGAAAACGGAAUUGCGACCAAAAAACCGUAUCAUUUUACAACCAACAAUUUUACCAGCAAUCGUAAUAGUAACACUAUUUCCAAUGUAAAAAAUCGCAACAGAAAACAGACAGAGCAUCGGCAUUGCGCAGCUUGCACCGAACCAAUCACCGAUAAGUAUUUGUUACAAGUAUCCGAUCAAUCGUGGCAUAUUCAAUGUUUACGAUGCUGUAUAUGUCAACUAGUACUGGAAAAACAACCUUCUUGUUACAUCAAAGACGAUUCCAUUUAUUGCAAACAAGACUACGCCAAAAGUUUCGGAGCCAAGUGUUCGAAAUGUUCGAGAGGAAUUUCAGCCACCGAUUGGGUACGAAAAGCGAAAACCCAUGUUUAUCAUUUGGCCUGUUUCGCGUGUGAUGCGUGUAAAAGGCAGCUCAGCACCGGAGAAGAAUUCGCCCUGCAUGAAGAUCGAGUUUUGUGCAAAACGCAUUAUUUAGAAUUGGUCGACGGCGGUACGACGAGCUCGGAUGAUGGCGGCGAUUCCGAAGGUUAUCAUAGCAAAAAUAAAGCGAAACGUGUCAGAACUACCUUUACCGAAGAACAGUUGCAAGUUCUGCAAGCCAAUUUCCAACUCGAUUCGAAUCCCGAUGGCCAAGAUUUGGAAAGAAUAGCUCAAAUUACCGGAUUAAGUAAAAGAGUCACGCAAGUUUGGUUCCAAAAUUCCAGAGCUAGACAGAAAAAACACCUGCAUACGAGUAAAAUCAAACCGUCAUCGAUGUCUAAUAACAACGGCGGAUUAUCAGAAUCGAAUAAUUACUCUCGUCAAAUAAAUCUCCAACUAACGUACUCCUUUCAGCAUCAGCAACAGCAUAAAACAUCUCCAAUCUACAUUCCGCAACAUACAGCGUCUGAAUCAUCAUCGCUGGAUGAACUUUCGCAAGAUUCAAUGCUGCUGUGUCCAAUGCGAGGAGAAGGAGUCUGAAAGCGUCCAUCACGACCGCUGAUUCUGCUGGACAAGUCACCUGUAGUAAAAAUAUUAUAAUUGUGCUGUGAUUUAUUCGUAACAUAUUUUAUUUUUCUAAGAACUCGUGUACAUAACUAUUUAGUUAUACAAUUGAAUAUAGAUCUAUGAUGCAUAGUUUUUCGAUUAACUGCUACAAUUUACAAUGCAUUCAACGCUUUAGUUUUGUAAAUUGUUUUAAUACAUUUCAUUUUUCUCUCACGUUAACCAUUAGUAUUAAUUGCUUUCAAGUUUUAAUUGUGCUGUAUAUUACAAAAUGAUUGUAUACCUGUGUAAAGAUAAUCUCACAACGUUGUUCUUAAUUGUAACUUGUUGAUUUUGAUUCGUAUAUAAGUAGAGAUCCUACCUCUACGGUAGUGAUAUGAUUAAUGAUUAUUUUUCUUCGUCAAAUUAUGUACUUUUUUUUCCUCAUCCAACGUAUACAGAGUAGCAUUUUUGGAAGAUUUGUGAUUUAUAAGCGAAAUGUAAUGUGCUUUUGUGUAAAGUUAACUGUUUAUGUAUGAAUUUUAAGUUGGUGUUUCGAAGGUACAAAUACCAAAGAAUGUUAUUAAAAUGCUUUUCGAAAUUUUCA
Messenger RNA from Planococcus citri (citrus mealybug), 2054 nucleotides. RefSeq names its product Arrowhead (gene Awh). Gene Ontology annotation, cellular component: nucleus. Gene Ontology annotation, biological process: regulation of transcription by RNA polymerase II; neuron differentiation. The transcript is spliced from 7 exons. NCBI's taxonomy places the organism in Eukaryota, Metazoa, Arthropoda, Insecta, Hemiptera, Pseudococcidae. Gene Ontology annotation, molecular function: RNA polymerase II transcription regulatory region sequence-specific DNA binding; DNA-binding transcription factor activity, RNA polymerase II-specific. The record is from RefSeq and is a predicted model, not a curated record. Bases 404 to 1444 code for a protein of 346 amino acids.